AUGGGAAAACUAAUCAAGAAGCCUCAUGCUGUUUGCAUCCCAUUUCCAGCUCAAAGUCAUGUUAAUGCCAUGUUAAAGUUUGCCAAAAUACUCCACUGCAAAGGAUUUCACAUCACUUUUGUUCACACUGAGUAUAACUACAACCGGAUACUGAAAUCAAGAGGUCCAAACUCUUUGGAUGGAGCAACAAAUUUCAGAUUCGAGACCAUCCCAGAUGGCCUCCCACCAUUGGAAAAUGAUGAGGCUUCUCAAGAUGUUUUCCAGCUUUGCAUGUCAACUGAUAAAAACUGCCAUGCCCCUUUCCUCCAACUCCUCAAAAACCUUAAUGCCAAGGCAUUAACUGAUGAUGAUUUUCCUCCUGUGACUUGCAUUUUAUCGGAUUGUUGCAUGGCAUUUACCCUUGAAGCUUCUGAAGAAUUAGGAAUACCAAAUGCACAGAUUUGGACAGUUAAUGCAAUUUCAGCCAUGUGCACUUUGCAAUAUCCAAACCUUGUAAAGCAAGGUUAUGCACCACUUAAAGACUUGAGUUACUUACAAAAUGGUUACUUGGAUCAGACUAUUGAUUUUAUUCCUGGAAUCGAAAGUAUUCGCUUGCGCGAUUUGGCAAUAGUUUGGAGUUUUGAACCUAAUGAUCCAUUUAUAGAGUACAUGAUAAACUUAGUACCAAAAACCCUCAAGGGUUCUGCCCUCAUUAUAAAUACAUUUGGUUACUCUAAAAGUAGCCGUAUUCCAACAAUGGUGGAAAUUGGCACCCCAAAGGUUGAUGCAUAUCGAAGGGACUUGACCAUUAACAGUUUGUUCUAUAACAUUCAUGAUGAUUCCAUUGAAGACUUUACUAGAAGAGGAAUCGUGGGUUUGUUGUUGUCCAGAAGAAUAGUCACCCCAUUACCUCCCAAGAAAACAUUUUUGGAUGAUCCCCUGCGUGUUCUUCGUGCCAUACGCUUUGGGGCACGACUUGGUUUUGAACUAAAUGAUGAUUUGAAGACAGCUGCUUCUUACCGUGAAGUCAGAAUUUCUAUGGAUGAAAAGAUUUCCAGAGAACGUAUGGGCCAUGAAGUAGAUCUCAUUGUAUCUGGCCAUGAACCAGUAAAAGCAAUGACCUGUAUUUCCGAUUUGAAGUUGUUUGGGACUGUUUUCACUCUUCCUGUGUCAUUUGAGCCUGGAAUUUCAGACGGAUAUGAGAUAUUAUGUGUUGCUAACAUGCGCUUUGCAUGGAGACUUUUGCAAACAAUUGACUGUUCUUUCACAAUUAAACAGCGGAGGCUGUGUCUGUAUGCUGCUUUAUUCCUUCCAUUCAGAGGGAUGGUAUACAAAGACAACAAAACUCGAAGGGUUCCUGUGAAUACUGGUUGGGUUGCUCUCCUUGGAGACAUGAAAGAUAACUGGCGGCUUGCAUUGGUACUGUCUAUGGUCUUGAGUAGUGCAGAUAUUCACUCUGCUCAACAGUUGUAUAAGGUAGUUGAAGAUUGGAUUCUGAGACAAGGCUUAGACGAAAUUUGGAAAGUUAAGCCUUUGGUUAAUGGGAAACAGAUCAUGACUGUUUUGGAUCUCCGGACUGGUGGAUCGCUUGUCGGGGAAUGGCAGCAAAAGCUGCUUGAGUGGCAGCUUGCUCAUCCCUCUGGAACAGAAAACGAAUGUAUCAACUGGAUGAUUAAAUCACUGAGCUAA
Messenger RNA from Oldenlandia corymbosa var. corymbosa, 1668 nucleotides. Lineage: Eukaryota; Viridiplantae; Streptophyta; Magnoliopsida; Gentianales; Rubiaceae. The record is from the annotation of a GenBank genome assembly.